AUUUGAAGUAAAAAGUAAGGUUAUAUCCAAUUUAAACUCGAUUUUAUCUGAUUCUAGCGCUAAAUAUGAAUAAAAAAUCGAAAAAAGGUUGGAAAACGUUUGAUUUUGACGAUGAAAAUCCAAAAGAAACUACUAAAAGAACUCUAAAUAAAAGCACCCCACUUAAAGAACCCCCAAAGCCAAUUAAAGAGCAUAAAUUUGAAGCUUUAAUAACCCCAAAACUAAUUGAAGACUUGGCGGUUCAUAGUAAAAAAAUAAAUGAGGUUAGAUCUUGGUUAGAAAGGAAUGUUCUCCGGGUAAAAUCCAAGCGAAAUGGGUCAAUUCUUUUAAUAACCGGUCCGACUGGUUGUGGGAAAACGAUAACUCUAAAUGUUUUAUGUAAAAUAAUGAAUAUUGAUGUGUCGGAGUGGAUAAACCCGAUCGAUAAAGAUUACGAGGACUUCAAAGGCCCAGGUCAAACAUCGCAAUUAAUUCAUUUUUUAUCAGAGUCGAAAUAUCCUUCGUUAUUAACUUUAAACACAACGAAACUCGUUUUGAUUGAGGAUUUUCCAAAUUCUGUUAUAAAUAAUCCGGAUGAUUUCUCAAAAAUAUUGCAGAAAGCUUAUAACACCGAAAUAGCCGUUGUGUUUAUUUGCACAGAUGAAACUAGCAGCAUCAUUAAUUUAUCACAAAAAUUAUUUCCUCAAGAUCUUAGGAAUUUGUAUCAAAUAACAGAAAUUAGUUUCAAUUCUUGCUCAUCAACUCAAUUAAAACAGUGUUUAAAACGCGUCCAAACCAUCAUAGAAUCCUCCACAGAUUUAAACCCACCCCCAAAAACGCAAAACGAAGUCCUAAUGAGUAACAUAAUUCUUUCCUCAAUGGGUGAUAUUCGCUGUGCUAUUAAUCAGUAUUAUUUUGCCUGCUUAAAAAGCUCCAACGUUUCGUUAAAUUCACCUAUUUUAAAACCGAACGCUAAAAGGAAACGAUCCGAAAAGAAUUCUACCCUAAAAAAUCCAAAACACAUCAAAGAAAUGAUGAAAGAUGAAACUUUGAAUUUUUUUCAUAGUUUAGGGCGCGUCCUCAAUUCGAAACGAGUUGAAAGUGGGUCUUCGUGGCGACUUAAAGCGGAUAUAAAUAAUUUAAUUGAUGCUUUGAGUAUCCAACCAAGUACUUUUAACGCUUUUUUAUACGAAAAUUAUUUAAAAUAUUUCGGGGAUUUAAACGAUGUUUCAAAAGCGGCCGAUUCUUUGAGUGCCGCUCAAAUUGUUUUGGGGAAGUGGACGGAGAAUCAAGAAAAUUUGAUUUAUGGGUUAUGGAUUUCCGUUUUGGGGGUUAUGGUUAAUAAUGAACAUCGGGUUUCUAUGUGGACACCGAUUAAUGCACCAAAAAAGUUUACGAAAACGUUAAAGUGUCAAGUUGAUGAGAUAAACGUUGAAGAUAGAUUUUAUGUUAAUCGAAUAACGAAAGGGGAUCGUUAUAAAUCGCAUUUAUUAAAACAAUAAUUUAUUUAUCCUACAAUUUAUUCUUUUAACUGAAUUGUUAUACUUUUCCGGAUAAUAGCAACUUUUAAAACUC
Messenger RNA from Onthophagus taurus, 1554 nucleotides. RefSeq names its product Rad17 checkpoint clamp loader component (gene Rad17). Lineage: Eukaryota; Metazoa; Arthropoda; Insecta; Coleoptera; Scarabaeidae. Gene Ontology annotation, biological process: mitotic DNA replication checkpoint signaling; DNA damage checkpoint signaling; DNA repair. Gene Ontology annotation, molecular function: chromatin binding; DNA clamp loader activity. The record is from RefSeq and is a predicted model, not a curated record.